This is a messenger RNA of Elephantulus edwardii (Cape elephant shrew), 960 nucleotides long. RefSeq names its product hydroxycarboxylic acid receptor 1 (gene HCAR1). The transcript has a single exon. Gene Ontology annotation, molecular function: G protein-coupled receptor activity. NCBI's taxonomy places the organism in Eukaryota, Metazoa, Chordata, Mammalia, Macroscelidea, Macroscelididae. Gene Ontology annotation, biological process: G protein-coupled receptor signaling pathway. Bases 1 to 960 code for a protein of 319 amino acids. The record is from RefSeq and is a predicted model, not a curated record. Gene Ontology annotation, cellular component: membrane.
AUGGACAACAGGUCGUGCUGUGUCAUCGAGGGCGACACCAUCUCCCGGGUGAUGCCCCCCCUGCUCAUUCUGGCCUUCGUGCUGGGUGCCCUGGGCAAUGGGCUCGCCCUGUGUGGCUUCUGCUUUCACGUGAAGACCUGGAGACCCAGCACCAUCUACCUGUUCAACCUGGCGGUGGCUGACUUCCUCCUCAUGGUCGGCCUGCCCUUUCGGACGGACUACUACCGCCGCCACCGGCGCUGGGUCUUCAAGGACGUCCCCUGCCGGCUGGUGCUCUUCAUGCUGGCCACCAACAGGGCGGGCAGCAUCGUCUUCCUCACCGUGGUGGCCGUGGACAGGUAUUUCAAGGUGGUCCACCCUCACCACGCCAUGAACGCCUUGUCCACGCGGGCGGCGGCCGGCCUGGUGUGCGGCCUGUGGACCGUGGUCAUCCUGGGGACGCUGUACCUGCUGACCGAGAGCCACCUGUGCGCGCAGGGCCCGGCCAUCUCGUGCGAGAGCUUCGUCAUGGACUCGGCCAAUGGCUGGCACGACAUCAUGUUCCAGUUGGAGUUCUUCCUGCCCCUCGGUGUCAUCCUCUUCUGCUCCGUGCGGGUCGUGGGCAGCCUGAGGCGGCGGCCACAGCUGGCCCGGCAGGCGCGCACGCGGAAGGCUGCCCGCUUCAUCAUGGUGGUGGCUGCCGUGUUCGUCGUGGGCUACCUGCCCAGCGCCUUGGCCCGCCUCUACUUCCUGUGGGCCAUGCCCGCCAGCGCCUGUGACCCCGCCGUGCACCUGGCCCUCCACGUCACCCUCAGCUUCACCUACAUCAACAGCAUGCUCGACCCCCUGGUGUAUUAUUUCUCCAGCCCCUCGCUCCCCAAGUUCUACACCAAGUUCAAGAUCCCACCUCUGAGGCUCAAGCGUCCUGGGCGCCCUCAGACCACGCCGAGGCCUGAAGACAUUCCCGUUUCCACCCUCUGA